UUCGUUCGCCCCGUUGCACGUUUGCACACAUGCCAGCACUUAAUUUGCAGUUACCAAAGCGCCCAUUAGUACCUCAUGAAUGUUUUUCCCUUUAAAUCCAGUGCUAGUAUUAAUUGCAGCGGCCAUCUCUGGUUGCGGCUGCCAAGAAGCGCCAUGCUUCAACUCCCACCAAUGGAAGAUUUCAGGUUCUACGAAGAAGAAGGGUACUACUUCCGGGAUCUCAAGUUCCACAAUGACGAAUACUUUCAGGAUUUCAGUAUCGAGUACCUGCAAGAAGAAUCUCCUUUCUUCUCCACUCAGCAUCGUCUGUGCACUAGUACUGCUACUGCCACGCAAAGUUACUUCUGCCAAGACGAGCUUUACGCCCUCUUCCAAGGAGAUAUCCUGAGCUUGUGGGCUGCCUUGGAGGAAGAAGCCCCUUGCAAGAGCGAGAAGGAGCUGGAGCUGGAGCAGAAGCUUGGCCCUGACGCCGUGGAGAAGACACGCAUGAGCAAUGGACCACCAGAGCAGGAGAAGCCAUUGCUGACCUUCGAGCUCGUGUCGCAGCACUUCUGCGUGCCGAUCAAGCAGGCGGCGGCGGAGCUCAAGGUGGGGCUUACGCAGCUGAAGAGGAGGUGCAGGGAGCUGGGCAUCCCCCGGUGGCCGCACCGCAAGAUGAGGAGCCUGCAGACUCUCAUCGACAAUGUUCAGGAGCUAGGAAGGGGCACUGGGGAAGAUGGAGGGAUGACCAAGAUCGUGGUGGAGAUGCUGCAGCAGACGAAGAAGCUGAUGGAGGAGAGACCUGGGGAUGUUGAGCUGGAUCACACGACGAAGAUGCUGAGGCAGAAGUGCUUCAAGGAGAACUACAAGAGGAAAAGGCUCAUGGCACUUCAGGGGUGAUGGGGAUGCAUCAAGAAUUCAAGCUGUUCAUGGGAAUUUUGACUCUGGGUGUUUUGCAGGUUUGAUCAGAGGAACUUUUGUUUGAUCAAAUGUGUAGUCCGUACUCCGUAGCUGUUUUUGGGGCGCCAGACCAAGGCUGAAAGGUAGAAAUUGUUGCUGCAUAUAUCACUUCUCCUCUGGACAAUUUCUCACUGAUCAUUACAGUAGCUGUUUGGCAGUUCAUAGUUCAUACAUGCCAAAUGCCAAAGUAUAUCUUCAGCGUUGCUCCAACAGAUCUUUCCUUUUCUUACCAAAUUUCGUUACAGUCACUGAUGCGCACGCUGUUGGCGCAUGAUGAAGCAAUGUGCUAUUGCUUUGUUACAGAAAUUAACAGUGUCGCGUGCAAUUGUGUACACCCAGGUUCAAAUCCCAGACUAGACGCUUGCGGUGACUUCGCCAAUCUCUCAAGAUCUGCCAGCUCCACCUUUCGAAUGUGCUCGUAGGGGUAGGGUGUGCGUGUGUGCGUUCAUAGGGAUGUGUGUUCCUAAAAAAAUUGUGUCGUAAACACAUCUACUCUGUCCACAAAUAUGUGUACGUUUGAGUUUAAAAUUUGUCAAAAAAAAAGUAUAUUUCUCUCUUUCCCAAAACAUUUUAGAUUAAGAAAAAAUGCUUCUCUCA
Molecule: messenger RNA, 1536 nt
Organism: Brachypodium distachyon (stiff brome)
Lineage: Eukaryota; Viridiplantae; Streptophyta; Magnoliopsida; Poales; Poaceae
Product: protein RKD1
Exons: 4
Coding region: 76-879 (267 amino acids)
Molecular function (GO): DNA-binding transcription factor activity
Source: RefSeq, a predicted model, not a curated record